Messenger RNA from Salvia splendens (bonfire salvia), 4218 nucleotides. Its product is annotated as gamma-tubulin complex component 2. The transcript has 21 exons. The coding region runs from base 1565 to 3631 and encodes 688 amino acids. Gene Ontology annotation, molecular function: microtubule minus-end binding; gamma-tubulin binding. Gene Ontology annotation, biological process: cytoplasmic microtubule organization; meiotic cell cycle; spindle assembly. The record is from RefSeq and is a predicted model, not a curated record. Gene Ontology annotation, cellular component: microtubule organizing center; gamma-tubulin complex; spindle pole. NCBI's taxonomy places the organism in Eukaryota, Viridiplantae, Streptophyta, Magnoliopsida, Lamiales, Lamiaceae.
AGAAAACGAAAAGAAAAAAGAAAAAUACAGUUCGCGCAACAUUUUUUUGAAUUCUUUCGAAUUCUACGAUUAUUGAUUCAUAAUAUCCAUUUGUAAUCGAACUUUUUGUUUGUUGCAUAAUUCUUCUUCUCAUUUUCUAAUCAGUACUCAAAAACCCUUUGGCAUCAAAAUUCCGCUAAUCCAUUCAACCUUUUAUGCCCUAAAUUCUGAGAUAAAGCUAAGAGGUAUAGCACUGACGGCGAUAGAAGCUGCGCAUUUGUUGCAGAUUCGCACGAUCUAAGUUAAGUAUUUAUUCGAGUUUUAAUCGCUUGAUACAAAGCAAACAUAGUUUAUUUUUUCUGGAUUCUGCUUAGUCAUUGGCAAUUUUCAUUCGCAACACCUGAGAUAGAGAGAGAGCGAAAUUGUUUCCGAAGCUGGGAAGGGAAUUUCGUAGACGCGCCUCAGUCAAUUUCUGAUCUGAAUGCUGCUCUUAUCUGUUUGUUGAUGUUUUUAGUGAAUGUAUGCCCUUGUUUUUACUAAAAAUCUGGUAUGCAGCUGAAAAUAGAUGGCAAUGUGUUGUAGAUACAGUUUUAGCACCUAAAAACAACAAACGCUAUCAGUUGUUAUGUGAGACACAAGUCAUCAUCGCUUAGUCUGUGCAACGCAUAUUGUGGCUAAGUUAACUGUUAAUGCAACUAUCAGCGCAGAUAAUUGGAUGUGUGAAAUCAGGUUUGGAAAUUUUGAUUUUAAUCAUAAAAAUGGCGAAAACAGCCUAGCAAAUUGGCACCAAAUGCUGUCAAAUUGUGUUUAAUAAGUAUAUUAUAGUGAUAUGGUUAUAUAAUUUUUAAUUCGAUGUAAUGAGUGUUUCUUUUAUUCUCUUCCUUUUGUAUCUUUGGGCCAGUUAGAUUCUCGGAUGCUCUUCUCUUAGCUUACUAAUUUCAAUCAUUCUUAAGGAGAACUGCAAUGUGAUAGUGUCAGCGCAUGUAAUUUCCAGUGUGCGGGUGAUAAACUGAGCAAGGCAUCAAGCUUUGAUAUUAUGGAACUCAUACAAAACUUUUAGUCGAUGUGUUUCUGUAACUGUAGAAACAUACGGAAUCUGAUUUAUGAAAACUGUAAAACCAACAUGAGAUAUCUAUGGUGACAGAACAUGAUACGAGCAUGUAUCUGCCACACCACUAAAUGAUCAUGUCAAGUUAGUUACUUAGUAAUGCUAUUAGUCUUAGUUGGUUUCCCACGUUUCUUAGUAGUGCAGAUUAGUUUCCCAUGUUUCAUUAUGGUCCAUUAUCUUAAGUAGAGUAGUGGUUAGUUAAUCAUUGCUGUAAGCCUCUGUGGCAUUGAAUCGGGCAACAAUAGAAAAACAUAUUUCCCUUUCCUUUAGUUUAUCAAGUUCCUUUUCUUUAGUGUAUCAAGUCUUCUUAAAUUUCCAUACGUUUAGUUAUUUUGUUGGAGUUAGAAUCCGCUCGAAGGAUUCAAGUUCGUAACAGAACAUAUGCAUAUUUAUUUACAAGAUACUGCUUUUUAGUUUGACAUUGUUUUGAGCUAGAAAAAUGCCUCACUAUAACCAUACUUUUCUUGUUCCCAGUUGAUGGAUGAAUACCAUAAGAACUCGCUAGUUGAACCUUCAAUGCAGCCAUUGCAUGCACCAACUGAAGCUUCGAAGCAGCCGUCUGCACUUGAAGGAUGUAGAUCUUCUGGGGUGGACAAGCCCAUAGGUUGCUUCCAUGCAGCAAUUCAGGAGUUAAUUGUCAUUGAUGAUAUCUUGUCAGCAUUGGUUGGGAUUGACGGACGUUAUAUCUCUAUCCGCAGAGUAGAAGGGAAGGAUGAUACUGUGUCCUUCCAAGUUGAUGCAUCUAUGGAUUUGGCACUUCAGGAAUCUGCAAAAAGAAUAUUUCCUUUAUGCGAGAGCUACAUACUUAUAAGUCAGUUUGUUGAGUCAAGGUCCCAGUUCAAGAGCGGUCUUGUCAAUCAUGCUUUUGCAGCAGCACUUCGGACAUUACUUCUUGAUUACCAAGCCAUGGUGGCACAACUUGAACAUCAGUUUCGUCUUGGAAAACUUUCAGUUCAAGGACUAUGGUUCUAUUGCCAGCCAAUGUUGGGGGCAAUGCCAGCUUUAACCAUAGUGAUUAAGAAGGCUUCAGCCAGUAAUUUUAUUGGCUCUGCUGUUCUUAACCUCCUACAAAGCCAGGCCAAGGCCAUGGCUGGUGAUCAUGUAGUGAGGUCUUUGCUGGAAAAGAUGUCACAAAGUGCAAGCCAAGCAUAUCUUGUAAUAUUAGAGAGGUGGGUAUAUGAGGGUGUAAUUGAUGACCCAUAUGGGGAAUUUUUUAUCGCUGAGAACAAGUCUCUUCAAAAGGAAAGUCUCACGCAAGAUUAUUACACGAAGUAUUGGCAACAACGCUACAGCUUGAAAGAUGAUAUCCCCAGUUUCCUUGCCAAUGCUGCUGAAACAAUUUUGACCACGGGAAAAUAUCUAAAUGUUAUGAGAGAAUGUGGGCACUGUAUUCAGGUGCCUGUAGCAGAAAACACAAAGUUGACAAUGGUUGGCUCUAAUCAUCGCUACCUUGAGUGCAUUAAAGCUGCUUAUGAUUUUGCUAGUGGUGAAUUAUUGAACCUCAUUAAAGACAAGUAUGACUUAAAGGGAAAGCUGAUGUCAAUCAAACAUUAUCUCCUUCUCGAUCAGGGUGAUUUUUUGGUCCACUUCAUGGAUAUUGCUCGGGAGGAACUCAUGAAAAAGCCAGAUGAAAUUUCAGUUGAAAAGCUGCAGUCUCUCCUGGACCUUGCAUUACGAUCCACGGCAGCUGUGGCAGAUCCAUAUCAUGAAGACUUGACAUGUUGUGUGGAAAAGACAACUUUAUUGAAAAGGUUGAUUGAACUUAAAGAUCUUCAGAUCAGCCAGACUAUUUCCGGCAAUGAUGAUCUCGAAGAGCCUUUGAGCAUUACAGGAUUGGAAACAUUUUCUUUGAGUUUCAAGGUUCAAUGGCCGUUAUCACUUGUGAUCUCAAAAAAGGCUUUGACCAAAUAUCAGCUAAUAUUUCGGUGUCUGUUUCACUGCAAGUAUGUGAAUCGGCAACUUGGUGCUGCAUGGCAGUUGCAUCAAGGUCUGCGAAGACUUGAUAAGCAAGGAAUAGCGAUUUCAGUGUCAUCUUUGCUAUGCCGGAAUAUGCUUAAGUUCAUCAACAGCCUUCUGCAUUAUCUGACAUUUGAGGUUCUCGAACCAAAUUGGCAUAUCAUGGACAAUAGACUUCAGACUGCAAAGAGUAUUGAUGAGGUUUUACAACAUCAUGAUUUUUUCCUUGACAAGUGUUUGAGAGAGUGCUUGCUUCUCUCACCUGUUCUUCUCAAGAAGCUAGAGACAAUGAAAUCGAUAUGCCUUCAGUAUGCAGCAGCAGCGCAAUGGCUGGUUACCUAUUCCAUCGAUGCUCCCAAGACCGACAGUCCCGAGCUGGAUAAAUACAAGAAGUUGAAACUAAGGACGCGUUCUCAGACUCAGAAAGUAACAGCUGAAAAUGCAACUGUCAUUGAAUCUAUCUUGAAGUUUGAGCGCAAAUUUUCUGCUGAGCUUCAGAGUCUAGGACCGAUAUUGAGCAGUAGUUCUCGUGCAGAGCCAUACUUGACUCAUCUCGCACAGUGGCUUCUUGGCGUGGGAAGCGACUAAGAUGCAGCCACAUCUGUCUAUGCCGGAACUUCCCUGCCGAGCCUCACCACACUGUCGCGAGAGGCUAUGGCUGGAUGACCUAUGGCUAGUCCGGCCAGUCCGAGCCACGGCUAGCUGAACCGUCCUCGUCAAUCGGGUACUAUAGGAGCAUUGUAAGAUAAACUGGUCUGAUAGCGCCGAAGAUGAGAGCACUUGGGAACCGACCGAGAGCAUACAAAGUCAUUUUUUCCGAAUGUUCGCCUUGAGGACAAGGCUGUUGCUAACUCGGGUGGAGUUGAUAUGCUGCUUGCAAUAGGGAUCACCCGCAAUGCGUCGUCGACGCCUGGCACAGCUGACGUCGAACCAAAAACGGCCACAGAGAAAGCGUGGCCUGCCAAAGAGAUAUGACGGUUGAGUUUAAAUUGUUUCCAUAGCUAGUCGGUUAUAAUUUUAUGUAUUUUAUUUCCUUUUGAGUCGAGCAUAAUUAUGGGCUCAUUUCCGAGUUUCUUUACGCUUCUUUCCCGGAUAGUAUUAGGAGUCGAACCGCUUAGUCCUGUAAAUACUUCUAAUUCAAUCAUUACGCAAUAAGAAAAACUAGAAUUGGUAUC